Molecule: messenger RNA, 957 nt
Organism: Strongyloides ratti
Lineage: Eukaryota; Metazoa; Nematoda; Chromadorea; Rhabditida; Strongyloididae
Product: Nitric oxide synthase-interacting protein
Exons: 2
Coding region: 1-957 (318 amino acids)
Cellular component (GO): nucleus
Molecular function (GO): ubiquitin protein ligase activity
Source: RefSeq, a predicted model, not a curated record
AUGACUCGUCAUGGAAAAAAUUCAACUGCUUCAUCAGUCUAUACCUAUGCAGAAAGACAACGAGAUAAGAAGGAAAGUAAAUAUGGAUUAAUUAAAGCUAGAUUGGGUGCUGAUAGUGUUAAUAGUUUUGAUUGUUGUGCUUUGACAUUACAACCUUGCAAAAAUCCUGUUAUAUCCCCAGAUGGAUAUAUUUUUGAUAAAGAAGCUAUUGCCUUAUACUUUGAAAAACAAAUCAAAGAAAAUAAAAGAAAAAUGAAAGAAUGGGAAAAAUACAUUAAAGAAAUUGAACAAUCAAAGACAGAAAAUGAAGCAAGUAAAGAACUUGAAAAAAAAGUUGAACUUUUUGAAAAAUGUCGCUCUAAUGGAACUGGUACUUUUCAAGAGGAACCUACAACUUCUAAUUUGUCAGUUAAACGUAAACAUAUUGCAGCAGAUUCUGAUGAUGAGAUUGAAUCUGAAUUUAAAAAAAAGAAAAAUAAAAUAGAAAAAAGUAAACAUUCUGAAGAGAAAAAUACAACAAAUCCUUCAUUUUGGAUUCCUGAACUUGCACCAUCAGCUGAUAAAACAUAUGUUCAAAAACCAAGUAAUAAAGUUUUGUGUCCUGUUACCAAUAAACCAUUAAAAUUUAAACAUUUACUUGAUGUUACCUUUACUGAAAUUCCUGAUGAUCAUAAAAGUAAGGAACAACAUAUUGCUGGUAAAAAAAUUCGUUACAUGUGUCCAAUUACCCAUGAUUUAUUGACAAAUACAACUAAAUGUGUUUAUUUGAAAACUUCUAAACAUAUUAUAACAAAAGAAUGUUAUGAAAAAGUAAUAAAAAAAGAUAUGAUAGAUCCAAUAAAUAAUAAAAAAUUAACAGAAAGUGAUGUAAUUGAAUUAAAACUAGGAGGAACAGGUUUUUCGGCAACUAACAAUCUUGUAGCCCAAAUAAUGACACCAGCAAUGCAGGCAGGUUAA